GCCCGGACGCAUAUAGAUGUAGCACCGGCUCUGUGAGUUUGGCAUCGCUGCAUAGACCCGAGCAGGUCAGAUAAACAGCGAUAUUAAAAUAAGCCAGCUCUCAUUUCAGCGGCACCAGGAGGGAAGGUUCAUCCCAUCAACAUGGCAGAAAGCAUAAUCGUCCGUAUUCAGUCCCCAGAUGGAAUGAAAAAAAUCAGCUCUACUAAGCAUGAGACAGCUGCAGCUUUCCUCAAGAAGGUUGCCAAAGAGUUUGGCUUCAAUUCAAAUGGCUUCUCCGUUUACCUGAACCGGAACAAGACUGGUGAGAUCCUGUCACAAAACAAAGCCCUCAGCCUGCUGAAAAUCAAGCAUGGCGACAUGCUUUUUCUUUACCCAUCUUCAGCUGGACCCUCCAGUGAGAACAUGGACACAGCACAGCCUCACACCUCUUCCUCUUUCCCAUCCUUCCCUUCAUCCUCCUCCUCUUCUUCUUCUUUAUCCCGCUCACACUCUGCACCACAGAUCCCAGAGGAUGAUAUUGACCAGUAUCUGUCCAAGCAGGAGGGAAAGAUCUACAGAAACCGAGACCCCCAACUGUGCCGGCAUGGUGCCAUGGGGAAAUGUGUGCACUGCGUACCUUUAGAGCCAUUUGAUGAAGACUAUCUGAACCAUCUUGACCCUCCGGUCAAACACAUGUCCUUUCAUGCCUACAUCCGGAAACUCACCGGAGGAGCAGACAAGGGGAAGUUUGUGGCGCUUGAGAAUAUCAGCUGUAAGAUUAAAUCAGGCUGUGAGGGGCAUCCGCCUUGGCCAGAGGGCAUCUGUACCAAGUGCCAGCCCAGCGCCAUCACUCUCAACAGACAGAAAUAUCGGCAUGUGGAUAAUAUCAUGUUUGAGAACCACACUAUUGCUGACCGUUUCCUUGACUUCUGGAGGAAGACAGGAAACCAGCGGAUGGGAUACCUGUACGGACGCUACACCGAGCACAAAGACAUCCCUCUCGGCAUUCGAGCAGAGGUUGCUGCCAUUUAUGAACCUCCUCAGAUUGCAACUCAGAACAGCUUGGAGUUGAUUGAAGAUCCCAAAGCAGAUGCAGUUGAGGAAACAGCUGCCAAAUUGGGCCUGCGGAAGGUGGGGUGGAUUUUUACAGAUCUGCUGUCAGAGGACACCAGGAUAGGCACUGUCCGCUACACCAGAAACAAGGAUUCAUACUUCCUGAGUGCAGAGGAGUGUAUUACUGCUGGACACUUUCAGAAUCAACAAGCCAACAUGUGUCGGCUUUCCCCAGAUGGCCAUUUCGGAUCAAAGUUUGUCACAGUGGUGGCGACAGGUGGUCCCGAUAACCAGGUGCACUUUGAAGGGUAUCAGGUGUCCAAUCAGUGCAUGGCUCUGGUGAGGGAUGAGUGUCUAUUGCCCUGCAGAGAUGCUCCUGAACUGGGCUAUGCCAAAGAGUCCAGCACGGAGCAGUACGUCCCUGAUGUCUUCUAUAAGGACAAAGACAAAUUCGGCAAUGACAUCACAUAUUUAGCCCGACCACUGCCGGUGGAGUACUUGAUUAUUGAUAUCACCACCACUUUCCCAAAAGACCCCGUGUUCACAUUCUCCUCCACACUUCGCUUUCCCAUUGAAAACAGAGAUGCUCUGGGAGAGACUCAGGAUUUCCACAGUUUAGCGACGUAUCUUUCCCAGUGUACUUCCUCCACUUCCUUUCUGGACAUCGUCUCAGACUUCCAUCUGCUUCUCUUUCUUGUCACCAACGAAGUCAUGCCUUUACAGGACAGCAUUGGCCUUCUGCUGGAUGCAGUGAAGACACCCAACGAGGAGCUGGCUCAGACCUGGAAGAAAUCUGAACAAUGGGCCACAAUUGAGCAACUCUGCAGCACAGUUGGAGGACAGUCAUCGGGAUCUCUGGAUUAUGCCAUGGGCGGUCCACCUCUCCCACAGUCCUCUUCAGCUGUGUGGUCCUGCCUCCACUGCACCUUCAUGAACCAACCCGGCACUGAGCACUGCGAGAUGUGCAGUUUGCCUCGCAGCUAAAACCCCAAUGAACCCAGGCUACACCGUACAUCCCACCGGGAACAGCAGUGAGAGCGGGUGUGCUUCCUUGUAUUCCUGCCGUUUUAGUAUGCCUAACCCUUAACUCGCCCCCUUCCUCACUGACUGUGUCGGGUCUAAUGCCGAAGCCAGCCGUGUGCUCGAAUAUGCGCCCAAUCCAAUGCUGUGAGCUGCAUCACUUUGAUGAUGAUGAUGAUUGAUGGCCGAAGAUGAUGGUCGUACCCAUGUAGCACUCUGUGUAAGCCCAGUGCAUUCUGGGACGUUUAUUUUGACAAAGCACUUGGGCGAAGCUCCUGCCACCCCACUCAUCUCCCUUUGCGGUCCAAUAUAAGCCAUUGGUGAAUCCAAUUUUUCUGAUAUUAAACACCUUUCCCCAACUCUCACUAAGGAUGUUGUGUAUAUAAUAAACAGAGAAGGAUUGAUGCUGUUAUUUAAUUUCAAAAAAGAUUUUAUAUGUUGAGGGAAAUAACUUUUGCAGGCCUAUUUUGAAGUAAACAUGCAGCCGAAGGAGAUUUGUGGUUUGCUGCACUGACCUUUUUCACAUCACCACAUCUACUUUCUUAGAUUUGUUGUGUUUCUACACUUUCUUCACCCAGCAGACAUGCCUUCUUUAAUUUCUCCACAUUUCUUCACUUUGUUUUGAUGGACGGUGAGCUUCUUUGAGCGUUGGUUCUGAUCUCUUGAUUAGAUUGAAGUUUGAAAUCCUGGCUUGGCUGCAGAGAAACCCAAAGAGUGGUUCCUUUUCCUCAAGAUUGUAAUUGACCGAUAUCUUCUAGAGGCUUGGGAAGCAAUGCUUUGAAUGUGGAUUGGUUUACAUUUGCUGUAGCCACUCAACUUUGGUGCUGGUACCCUUUUCUGCACCAUUUCUCUGUCAUCGCCUUUUCAUGAUCAAUUUCCCUUUCCGCCCCCUUGCUGCUUGUCCAGAUUUCAGUUGUGGAUCUUUUUUCUUUCAGCCCUUGAGGAGCCUGUAUCAUUGCACCUUCAAAGGGCUCUGUCAGGGCUGUCUCUAAACACGCUUGUCGACUCCACAUCUGGUGGAGAUCAAGAAAACCUGAUUGAUUGAUAGGGAAGAAACGGAGCUACAAAUAUAAAAGCAAAAGUCUAAGCUUAGCCCACUUGAUUGACAUCUUUGCCUUGGACUUGGUGUUUUUUUGUAAACCAGCCUCGUAGAUCUUCUAGAUUGGUCUGUGUAGUUCAGCAGACAGGUUUUACUGGCUGGACACAGGGUUUAUGCUGUCUUUUGACAGACCUUUUCAGUUGGUCAUGACUUCGUUAAUGAAACCAGCCCAAAGACAUGAUCACUUAAAUAUGCAUUCAGGAGAAUUUCAGCCCUCUGAAAUGAUCUACAAGUUUACACGUUUUGUAGUUUCCUCAAUUUUUCUUUCUCAAACUUCGCCCACAGUUUCUGACUCUCUAAAAGUCAGUCUAUUGGUUUGCUUAAAUGGACACACACUGAACACAAAACAAAUCUGUUUUUUGCUUUAAGAAUUUUGAGGUUAUACAUGGUCUUUUCUCUGAGCUGCAAAUAGCUGUGCUUUGUCACAAAACACAGGUGCCCUGAGUUGUAUGCUUUCAAUUGGUUUUUGGGUUUUAAAUACAAAGAAGAUAGUUCAACAAUAAAAUGGAUUCUUUUGGA
Messenger RNA from Danio aesculapii, 3670 nucleotides. It is a transcript of the gene nploc4, whose product is annotated as NPL4 homolog, ubiquitin recognition factor. The record is from RefSeq and is a predicted model, not a curated record. Gene Ontology annotation, molecular function: ubiquitin binding; ubiquitin protein ligase binding. Gene Ontology annotation, biological process: ubiquitin-dependent protein catabolic process. Gene Ontology annotation, cellular component: nucleus. Lineage: Eukaryota; Metazoa; Chordata; Actinopteri; Cypriniformes; Danionidae. The transcript is spliced from 17 exons. Bases 142 to 2016 code for a protein of 624 amino acids.